AUGAACACUCAUAAUAACAAUGAUCAUUUGAAUAAUAUAUAUUUAGAAUUUAGCUUAUUGAAUAAUUUUUUAAAAGAACUAAAAGAGAAUAUUAAAAAAAGUAAUAAUGAAAAGUAUACAAAUAUAUAUGAUGGUUGUGUAGAAUAUAUAUAUACUCUACAUAACAAAUAUACCGCAUGGAAUUAUAAUACUGAAAAAAUUGAUGAAAAAUAUAUAGAAUAUUUUGUUCAAAGUAUAAUAUUAAAUAUAAAGAAUUUCUUAAGAAAUCAGUUUUGCUUAAUAGAUGAAGAUAUAGAAUGUUUAAAGAAUAAAAAUAAGAAAUUAAUGGAAAAGUUAAAAUCAGGUGUUGAGAAUGCUGAAACUCAAGAAAAUUACAUUUAUGAAUUAGAAAAGAAAUUAAUUUUUGAAAAAGAGAAAAAUAAAAGUUCAUAUAAUUUACAUGAAAAAAUUAAUAAUCUAUUAAAGUUAAAUGAACAACUUACAAAUAAAAAUGAACAGUUAGAAUGUUCAUCAUUCAAACAUAAACAAGAAAAUGAUAAGAUGAAAAUAGAAUUAAAGAAAUUCUGGGCUCUAAAGGAAAAAAAGAAAAAAUACGAACAAAACAAAUUUUCAUAUUAUAUGCUAAAUAAAAAAAUGAGUACUUUAUUAAAAAAAAUCAAUAAUCAUAUACCCACUCAUCAAAAUAAUUAUAUAAAUGAAAAGAAUAGAAGUUAUAGUUAUAACUUUGUCCAUACCUUAAAGAAAUAUAUUAUCCUAAGGGAUUCACACUAUUUGAGCGAAUUUAAUAUAAAUACUUAUACUAAUAAUGAUAAGAAAGGUAUAAAUAAUAAUAUUGAUGAUAAUAAUAAAAUGUAUGAUGGUAAAGAAAAAUAUGAUGAUAAUAAUAAAAUGUAUGAUGGUAAAGAAAAAUAUGAUGAUAAUAAUAAAAUGUAUGAUGGUAAAGAAAAAUAUGAUGAUAAUAAUAAAAUGUAUGAUGGUAAAGAAAAAUAUGAUAAUAAUAAUAAAAUGUAUGAUGGUAAAGAAAAAUAUGAUGAUAAUAAUAAAAUGUAUGAUGGUAAAGAAAAAUAUGAUGAUAAUAAUAAAAUGUAUGAUAGUAAAGAAAAAUAUGAUGAUAAUAAUAAAAUGUAUGAUAGUAAAGAAAAAUAUGAUGAUGAUGAUAAUAAAAAGUGUGAUGCUUAUUAUAAUUAUUAUAAUAACAAAAAUUAUAAUGUUGAUAAUAAUAAACAUUGUUGUGAUAAUAAGGAUACUAAUUUUAAGCAUUUAGAUUCUUCCAUUAAUCCUAAUAAUACAAAAUAUAUUUGUUAUGAAAGUUCGGAAUAUAUUAAAAAUGAUGAUAUAUGUCAAGGUAAUAAUGAUACUUUAAAUUAUCAUAAUAAGGAUAUUAAUAAAAAACAUACACAAUAUGUUAAGCCAGAAAAUAGUUCAUCUUCUAAUAAUAGUAAUGAUAUAUAUAAUAUAAACAAGAGAGAUAAAUUAUCGAUACAUAAAACUAAACAUAUACAAACAUAUGAAACUGUACCAAGAAUAAAUCAUUUUAAUACAUAUAUUAAUGAGGGGGAUGACGAAGAAGAACAUAAUAACAAUGAUGAGGAUGGAGAAAAAGAUAAACUAUAUAAUUUCACAAAUAAUCUAAGUAUGUAUAAAAUGUAUAACAAUAGUGAAAUAACAUGCACAGAAGAAAGUGAUAAUCUAUAUAAAAAUAUUGAAUAUAUUAAUAAAAAGAAAACAUUUUAUACUAAUGAUAAUAAUAAGGAUCCAUACCUUAUAAAUAAUAUAAAACUAAAAAAUAGUAACACAUUAAAUGAAGCUUAUUUUUCGAGGAGAAUCUUAUAUAGUACGACUUUACUAAUGGAUAUUAGAAAAACACUAAGAUAUAAUCGAAAAUUUUUAAAGAAUUCUAUAUUAUGUAAGAGAACAAAGAAGAUAAAAAGAAAAAAGGAGAAAUUAAAAACAUUAACGAAGUUACACCAAAAAAAUGAUAUGAUUAAUGAUUAUCAUCAUAGUAAUGAUGAAAUGCAUGCCAUAAAGAAUAUGCUAAUAGAAGAUUACCGAGGAACUAUAAUUAAAUUUUAUGAGUGCAUAAAAAAAGACAUUAGAAUAAUUAUUGAAAGUAACUAUAAUUUGAAUCUAGAUCUUCUUUCACAACAUUCACAAAAUAUUAUAAGGGAAAUACAUGAGGAAAAAAAUAUAUUACGAAAAAAAAAAAUUGACAAAAUAACAAGAAAAUAUUUGCGUCAAAUCGAUUCGUACCGGCUAUGUGAAAAGGACUUUUAUCACAAUAUAGGAAAUGAAGAAAAUAAAAAUGAAAAACAUUUAUAUUUAAAUUACCAUAAAUAUGAUUCACUUGAUCUUCGUAAGAUAUUAAAAAAUAAUUAUCAACAAAAUACAUAUGAUGAAUCUGAAGAACCGUUUUCUUUUAAUUUUUAUGAACAUGGUAAUAUAAAAAUUAUUGAUAGAUUAAAAGAAUUAAAAAGUAAUAUCUCAUUUUUUAAAUUUUACGAUUUAAUAGAUUUUCCCACGAGAAUAUAA
Messenger RNA from Plasmodium adleri (nom. inval.), 2529 nucleotides. RefSeq names its product conserved Plasmodium protein, unknown function. The transcript is spliced from 6 exons. NCBI's taxonomy places the organism in Eukaryota, Apicomplexa, Aconoidasida, Haemosporida, Plasmodiidae. The coding region runs from base 1 to 2529 and encodes 842 amino acids. The record is from RefSeq and is a predicted model, not a curated record.